AUGACUUCUAAUGAAACUGUUGCAACGACUGUGGUGCACGGAAACAGAAGAAAUCUUUAUUUGAUUACACUCAGUGUGUCCAUCGCAUUUAUGGCUCUCGGAGUGUCUUCCGCUUGGCCCACACCAGUGUUGCCAAAGUUUAAGAAUAACGAGACCAACGUAGUUAUUAACGAGGACCAAGUGGGGACAAUGUUGUCUUUAUACCCGGUGGGCUUUGCCGUGGGGUCCCUCGCCACAAGAUACAUAGCAGACAUAUUUGGAAGGCGCGCUACAAUCUUGUGUAGCGCAAUACCCAUCGUAAUUGGCUCGGUAAUCGUUGCGUUUACAUUACAAGGAUGGCUUCUGUACAUUACAGCGCUAACAUGGAACUGUGGUACUGGUAUGAUGAGCACUGUAAUUGGAUACUACGUUUCCGAGAUAGCAGACAAAGACGUGAGGGCAUCCUUACAAGUGAUUACCAGUUUCACCUUUAAAUUUGGAAACCUCAUCACAAUGAUCUUAGGCCCGUUCCUUUCCUACGAAGACUUGAAUUACAUUAUGGUCGCCCUUCCUAUAAUUUAUUUCGUCGUAUGCUGGUGGAUUCCGGAGACACCGUACUUUUUUUUAAAGGCUGGAAAUGUGGAAGGUGCUAAGAAGUCUCUGCGCAUAUUGCGGAGAUAUAAAGACGAAAAGGUUCUCGACGAUGAAUUGCGAUCGCUUCAGGCAGACGUCCAAAACGAAAUGAUUCACUCAAGUUCAAUAAAGGAGUUACUGUCGGGACCCCAGUAUAGAAAGGCUAUCAUUAUCGCUUUGGGGUUGAAGAUGGCACAAAUAAUGACGGGAGGCGUUUUGAUAAGGCAGUAUUUAGGUUGGAUCGUAGGGGAAACCAAGUUAGAUAUGAAGAUGUCCUUAGUGCUCAUUAUAUAUGGCUGCGUUACCUUCGUUGUUGCUAUGAUGUCAUCAGUAUUAGUCGAUCGCGUCGGUCGUCGGUCACUUUUAAUUUACUCAUUCUACGGGACGGGCGUGGCUCUGGGACUCAUCGGCCUGUACUUCUUCCUUCAAGAUGUUAUGAACACAGGCUCUGCCAUCCUAACUACUUUCGGCUUUGUACCGCUAGUGUGUAUUAUCUUAUCAAAUAUUAUAUCCACUUUAGGUUUUAACUCCCUGAUACAUAUAGUACCAGCUGAAAUAUUUCCCUUGAACGUUAAAGCAGUCGCCAUGACUAGUUUGAAUAUAUUCGGUGCUCUCAUGGCAUUUAUUGUUGGGCAAGGGUAUCCAAAAGUGAAAGCUGCUUGCGGUCUGACGACGAUAUUCUUUAUUUUUGCCGCGUUUUCUAUAGUAGGUGGUGUGUUCUCAUACUAUUUUGUAAUUGAAACUAAGGGUAAGAAACUUAGGGAUAUACAAAUCGAACUACAGGGAAAUAUGUAUAAUGCCGUUGAGAUGGUUGAAAACGUAGAAACAGUUGUUAUUGAUGAAGACAACAAGAACGGUACAGAACAAAAGGAGCUUAAGUCAAGCAAUACUUAA
This is a messenger RNA of Arctia plantaginis, 1506 nucleotides long. Lineage: Eukaryota; Metazoa; Arthropoda; Insecta; Lepidoptera; Erebidae. The record is from the annotation of a GenBank genome assembly.